This is a messenger RNA of Opisthocomus hoazin, 962 nucleotides long. NCBI's taxonomy places the organism in Eukaryota, Metazoa, Chordata, Aves, Opisthocomiformes, Opisthocomidae. The record is from RefSeq and is a predicted model, not a curated record.
AUGUGUGGCGGCUGUUGCAGUGACCAGGAAGCCUCCAGAAGAGAGCGAGACGAUCAUGGUCGCCGAGGGAAUGAGGAGCGAAAGCAGAGACACCCGUCGGAGCAGGAGCACAGGAGGGACAGAAGCGGGGACAGAGACAGGCACAGAGACCACGCAGACAGAAGGAAGAAUGCGAGCGAGCGGCCCGGAGUCCGAGGCCACGAGCGAGAGCGGGAUGUUCAGCACAUCCGUGAGCAGCAGGCAGAAAGGGAGUUUUAUAACGAGAGAAGGCGAGAGCAUCGACAAAAUAACGAAGGCGGUGGUGUUGACCAGAAUCCAGAACAUGGGCAAUCUGAUAACAAACCUAAAGAAAAAGCUGCUGUAAACAAGGAGAAGCCAAGCUUUGAACUGUCUGGCGCGCUUCUGGAGGACACCAACACUUUCCGCGGCGUUGUGAUUAAGUACAGCGAGCCCCCCGAAGCCCGGAUUCCGAAGAAGCGGUGGCGCCUCUACCCUUUCAAGAACGACGAGUUCCUCCCAGUCAUGUACAUCCACCGGCAGAGCGCUUACCUUCUGGGCAGGCACCGCAGAAUCGCAGAUAUCCCGAUCGACCACCCCUCCUGCUCCAAGCAGCACGCGGUGUUUCAGUACCGGCUGGUGGAGUACACGCGUGCCGACGGUACCGUUGGGCGCAGGGUGAGGCCCUACAUCAUCGACCUGGGCUCCGGGAACGGCACUUUUCUGAAUAACCAGCGGAUUGAACCUCAGCGUUACUACGAACUCAAGGAGAAGGACGUGCUGAAGUUUGGGUUCAGUAGCAGGGAGUACGUUCUUCUCCACGAAUCUUCAGAUAAAUCUGAGGCCAACACAAAGGACGAUGACGACGAUGAGGAAAAGGAGGAGGAGUCUGACAGUUAACAGAUGAGGAGGAAACUGGGGGGGGCAGGGGGGAGAAUUUCUUUGCAGUGGGACACGCUGGGAUG